UCUACUUCCUCCUUUUGCCAAGCUCAUUCCAGUCCUCUACCGCACCGACGGCAUUAGCAGAGCCAAGCCACAUCCAUAAAAGUGGAUUCAACUCUGCUUUCAGCGGCGCAAUCUAUCCAACUUGAGUUCCUUCGCUGCUUCUCCACCACCAUCUCUGUCUCAGUCUCAAUCUCAAACCUCAAAUCUCAAUCUUGCCCUAGCAACCGCAUUCCAUAGCCCAAUUGCCUCAAACUCCAUUUCCUCCAACCCUCAAAACCCACCGGUUUCCUUUACUCCUUCACAUUGAACUCUGUCAAUCUACACCUCUCUCGUCCAUAUGUGUAAAAUUUUAAGGAGAAGAGAUGUGAAAGAGCCCAUAGCUACCCCUCGCAGCCCUCGAACCCCACGACUUUCGAAAUGCUCCUCCUACCAGUCCAAGUCCCAGUCCCAGGCCCUGGAUUCUCGGACUCCUUCCAUGUCGUCUUCAACUUCGAGCGCCCAGCACUACAUCAGCGGAAGCAGGAGCAACAAUUCAAGCGCUAUUUACACCACCGGUUCCAUCAACAGAGGCUCCUUCGGAGCUUCGAUUUCCAGCAAAACAUCCCUUUCCAGCAUCCGUGAAUCCUUGCCUGAUAACCCCAACAUCUAUGAUUACUCCGAAAUCUGCGCCGCAACCAACAACUUUCUGGCCAAACGCUACUUCUCUUCGUCGGCCGCCUGGCGUUGCUCCCUCCACGACAAGGACGCCAUCGUCUUCCAGCGCAGGUUGCGACGCUCCAUAGAAGCUUCCAGGCUCCGCGAACGGCUAUCCUUGAUCUGCAGGAGCCAUCACGCCAGCCUGAUAAAACUGCUUGGCGCAUCCAUCUCCGGCAAUCACGUCUACCUCGUCUACGAGUAUGUAAACGGGGUCAGCCUCGCGGAUUGCUUACGGAACCCUAAAAACCCAAAUUUCACGGUCCUCUCCAACUGGAUGUCGCGAAUGCAGGUGGCCAUCGAUAUCGCCAAAGGGCUCGAUUACAUCCACAACUCAUUUGAGUUGAACCAGAAUUUCGUCCACAACCAUAUCAAGAGUACCAGCGUGAUCGUCACGGAUCAACCCUCGAUUCAUGCGAGGUUCUGUCAUUUCGGCACGGCAGAACUCUGCGGAGAGAUCCCCGAGUAUACAGAGAUGCCGAAAUCCUCGUCGUCGUUUUUGUCGAGAUUGAAGAGAGCAGGCAGCCAGAGCAUGAGAUUCGAAGGGACGAGAGGUUACAUGUCGCCGGAAUUUCGGGCGACCGGGAUCGGAACUCAGAAAUCCGACGUCUUUGCCUUUGGGGUUGUACUCUUGGAACUAUUAUCGGGAGAGGAGCCCUUGAGGUACAGAUUGGAUGGGGAGAAGAAGGAUUACAGAAGAGUCUCGCUGAUCGAGACGGCCAGGGAAGCGAUGGAGGAGGAGGAGGGAAAGGGUGAGGAGGAAGGUGAAGGUGGAGGGAGAGGGUCUGGGUGGUUGAGGACAUGGGUGGACCGGAGGUUGAAGGACUCGUUUCCGGUCGAGGUGGUGGAGAAUAUGACACGUGUAGCGCUAGAUUGUGUUGACGUGGAUCCAGAAAGGAGGCCUAGCAUGCGUGACGUGGGGGGGAAGAUCUCGAAACUCUAUUUGAAGUCGGAGAGGUGGUCCAAAUCCAUGGGUGGUCUUCCUACGGACAUCACCGUUUCUCUGGCCCCUCGAUAAGAGAACCAAGACCUUUUUGUUUAAGUUACGUAAAUGCCCUUGCUAAAUGGCCUAUUUCCAUUCAAAAAAAAAAAUUCAAUUUGGCCUUUUUGGUUUUCGUCAUUGAUGACGACCAUCAAUUGCAAAUUGCAAGCUAUUUUUCAAAUUACAAUAGUUUUUGUAAAUAGUAACUGUGGUUACAGGAUUACAGCACAGAUGAAGUGGACACUCACAUUACUUUUGUGUAUUUUAUGAUUGGGAUUCAUUUUGUUUA
Messenger RNA from Macadamia integrifolia, 1943 nucleotides. Its product is annotated as lysM domain receptor-like kinase 3. The record is from RefSeq and is a predicted model, not a curated record. Gene Ontology annotation, biological process: protein phosphorylation. NCBI's taxonomy places the organism in Eukaryota, Viridiplantae, Streptophyta, Magnoliopsida, Proteales, Proteaceae. Bases 317 to 1690 code for a protein of 457 amino acids. Gene Ontology annotation, molecular function: ATP binding; protein kinase activity. The transcript has a single exon.